AGUUACCCCGGAGCGGAGCGCAGCGGAGCGGAGCAGCCCAGCGGAGCAGUCCCCGCGGCCGGCCGAGUCUGCAGCAUGGGGCAGAUCGAGUGGGCCAUGUGGGCCAACGAGCAGGCGCUGGCGUCCGGCCUGAUCCUCAUCACUGGAGGCGUCGUGGCCACUGCCGGGCGCUUUGCCCAGUGGUACUUCGGCGCCUACUCCAUAGCCGCAGGGGUGUUCAUCUGCCUGCUGGAGUACCCCCGGGGCAAGAGGAGCCGGGGCUCCACCCUGGAGCGCUGCGGGCAGAGGUACGUGGCCGCCGUGGUGAAGCUCUUCGGCCCGCUGACCAGGAACUACUACGUGCGGGCGGCGCUGCACCUCCUGCUGUCCGUGCCCGCGGGCUUCCUGCUGGCCACCAUCCUGGGGACCGUGUGUCUGGCCAUUGCAAGCGUCAUCUACCUGCUGGCGGCUGUCCGGGGUGAGCAGUGGACGCCCAUCGAGCCCAAGCGCAAGGAGCGGCCGCAGGUUGGAGGCACCAUCAAGCAGCCGCCUAGCAACCCCCCGCCCAGGCCCCCCGCAGAGGCCCGCAAGAAGCCCAGCGAGGGGGACGAGGCGGCGGCGGCAGCAGGAGGAGGAGGCGGCCCCCAAGUCAACCCCAUUCCUGUGACCGAAGAUGAGGUGGUGUGAGCUGGGCACCCCUGCCCGGAGGCCCCCAGGGGCAGCAGUGCGGCCCCCAAUAAACGCCAAGGAUUCCUGC
This is a messenger RNA of Perognathus longimembris pacificus (Pacific pocket mouse), 736 nucleotides long. RefSeq names its product cytochrome b-245 light chain. Gene Ontology annotation, cellular component: NADPH oxidase complex. Bases 76 to 666 code for a protein of 196 amino acids. The transcript is spliced from 6 exons. Gene Ontology annotation, molecular function: heme binding. NCBI's taxonomy places the organism in Eukaryota, Metazoa, Chordata, Mammalia, Rodentia, Heteromyidae. The record is from RefSeq and is a predicted model, not a curated record. Gene Ontology annotation, biological process: superoxide anion generation.